AUGGCGGCGAGCGCGCUGCUGACGGGGGCGCCGUGGCUGCGCAUGCGCCUCCUCCCGGACGCGCCCGCGCGCCCCUUCCGCCACCUCCACCUCCGCCGGGCCCUCUCCGUCCGCGCCUCCGCCGGCGCCGACGGCAGCUCCGGCCCCGUCCGCGUCCGCUUCGCGCCGUCGCCCACCGGCAACCUCCACGUCGGCGGCGCCCGCACCGCGCUCUUCAACUACCUCUUCGCGCGCUCCAAGGGGGGACGCUUCGUGCUCCGCGUCGAGGACACCGACCUCGAGCGCUCCACCAGGAAGUCCGAGGAGGCCGUCCUCGCCGACCUCGCCUGGCUCGGCCUCGAAUGGGACGAAGGUCCCGAUGUUGGUGGGGAGUUUGGGCCUUAUCGCCAGUCAGAGCGGAAUUCACUAUACAAGCAGUAUGCUGAGAAGCUUUUGGACUCUGGUGCGGUUUAUCGCUGCUUUUGCUCCAGUGAGGAACUUGAGCAAAUGAAGGAAGUCGCAAAGCAAAGACAACUUCCUCCUGUGUAUAUGGGGAAGUGGGCAAGUGCUUCAGAUGCAGAAGUACAGCAGGAGUUAGAGAAAGGGACGCCUUACACUUACCGCUUCCGUGUGCCAAAGGAAGGAUCAUUGAAAAUUAAUGACUUAAUUCGUGGCGAGGUCAGUUGGAACUUAGACACGCUUGGUGAUUUCGUGAUUAUGAGAAGCAAUGGACAGCCUGUGUAUAACUUCUGUGUGACAGUUGACGAUGCUACCAUGCAGAUAUCUCAUGUUAUCAGAGCUGAAGAGCAUUUACCAAACACAUUGCGGCAAGCUCUAAUUUACAAAGCUCUUGGAUUCUCAAUGCCUUCAUUUGCUCAUGUUUCACUUAUUCUGGCUCCUGACAGAAGUAAACUGUCUAAACGGCAUGGAGCUACUUCUGUCGGGCAGUAUAAAGAGAUGGGCUAUCUACCUCAGGCAAUGGUGAAUUAUUUAGCACUACUGGGCUGGGGUGAUGGUACUGAAAAUGAGUUUUUCACUAUUGAUGACCUAGUCCAGAAAUUCACUAUAAAUCGUGUCAAUAAAAGUGGAGCAGUCUUUGAUGCAACAAAAUUGAAAUGGAUGAAUGGACAACAUUUAAGAUCAUUUCCUCAUGAUGAACUCAUCAAGGCUUUUGAAGAUCGGUGGAAGAACACAGGCAUUCUCCAGGAAUCUGAAAGUGGUUUUGCUCAGGAAGCUGCCGAGCUUUUAAAGGACGGUAUUGAUUUGAUAACAGAUGCUGAUGCAGCUCUUACAAAUUUGUUGUCAUAUCCCCUUCAUACUACUUUAAGCAGUGAGGAAGCUAAACCUGUGGUGCAAGACAAGAUUUCUGAGGUUGCUUUGAGUCUUAUUUCUGCGUAUGAUAGUGGUGAGCUCACUCAAGCACUAGCUGAGGGCCGUGAUGGUUGGCAGAAGUGGGUUAAAGGUUUUGGCAAGUCUAUCAAAAGAAAGGGCAAAGGGCUCUUCAUGCCGCUCCGAGUACUGUUGACCGGGAAGCUUCAUGGGCCUGACAUGGGUGGCAGCUUAGCCCUAAUACACAAAGCCGGCAUCUGUGGUGCGGUGACUCCACAGUCCAACUUCGUGACUCUAGAUGAGCGGUUCAGGAUCCUCAAGGAGGUCGACUGGGAGUCCUUGGGGAAGGAGCAAGAAACCCCUGCUGAAUCUGCUGUUCCCGCCGCUUCAUAG
This is a messenger RNA of Miscanthus lutarioriparius, 1701 nucleotides long. The record is from the annotation of a GenBank genome assembly. NCBI's taxonomy places the organism in Eukaryota, Viridiplantae, Streptophyta, Magnoliopsida, Poales, Poaceae.